Menidia menidia (Atlantic silverside) is the source of this 1319-nucleotide messenger RNA. The record is from the annotation of a GenBank genome assembly. Lineage: Eukaryota; Metazoa; Chordata; Actinopteri; Atheriniformes; Atherinopsidae.
AAAGCUGCAUAUUGACAUUCAACAAUGGCGGCCCCCGAUGAUACUAUGAACUUAGUUACAGGACUAUUAAAGAAGUGUUUGGCUAACUCGGGUUUUGAAGUGUACCCCCUUAAGGUUGGUUGGUAUAAUUCUGUGCUGCCCCCCUCCCUGCACCUGCCUUACCAGGAUGACAGCUUGGCCGUGGUGGUGCUUAGCACCCCUUCUAUGUUUGAACAGGCUUUUCUGCCCUUCCUGGAGGAGAGGGGCUGCCAGAAACUGUCUGACCCCAUAGACCAGUGUGUCAGACGCUGUAUCACCUCCGCUGUCUCAGAGUGUUUUCCCGAACAGAAGGUGGAUGUAAGGUACGACUAUGAGCUGCUGCCCAACAGGAAGCCAAAGUUCUUGGCCCAGACAGCUGCACACGUGUCAGGGGCAGCGUUCUACUAUCAACAGUCUGAUGUCACAGACCAGCCCUGGGCAGAAAAAAAAAUGUUUGGAGUGUGCAUCCAUCCUAAGUUCGGAGGCUGGUUUGCGAUCAGAGCCCUGCUGGUGUUCGGUGACGUGAUGGUGGGGUCCGAGCUGCUGCAGCCUGAUCCUGCUGACUGUGUGUCGUCCAGAGAGGACAGGAUAAAGCUUUUGGAGGCGUUUAACUUUCGCUGGCAGGACUGGAGCUACAGAGACAUUGUCCUUCCAGUCCAGACCUAUUCUCAAAAACAGAGAGACUACUUCUCCACUCCCCCUGCUCAGCGCUUUGCUUUGCUCAGUACCUGGGGCUUCCUGCCCAGUGAAGAUGAACAGCCCGAACCCGCCUCAGAAGCACUCAUAGAACAGGUGAAUGGCCAUGGCUGACAAAGAGGAACUGAGAGGCUGAAGUGCUGUCUGUCCAUUCUGAGCUGUGGCCUUCAUCAUUUGACCUGGAAACAGAUGCACCCGGGAACAGUUUAGGUCAAAGGGAUUUUAAGCCAAUGGCUGCUGUGAUCUGUUUCAUUACAGAUUUCAUUGUUUGGUAAAUGGCUUUAAAAAUUCCCAUCUCUGCGUCAGAUAGUGGUUGACAAAGACGUUUUACUGGAUGUUUUUUUGACUGGUGAUCCGAGAGGUGAUCAAAGCCGAUUUCAAAGCCACAAAUGGACGAACGGGAAUGCGUUUAAUUUAACUUGAUAACUUGGACAUCCAAUAACAUGGUUCAAUAAGGAACACUAUUUAAAAUGUUAUUUCUGAAUUAUUUUGGUAUGUCAAUUUUUGUGAAUGAAAGAGAAUUGGAUAAUUUAAUUUGGGCAGGCGGGCCAGUGGAAUUCCAUUAAUGGCUCUAGCAGUAAUAAAACUUCAAUAUUUCUUUCUGA